This is a messenger RNA of Herpailurus yagouaroundi (jaguarundi), 957 nucleotides long. RefSeq names its product olfactory receptor family 6 subfamily K member 6 (gene OR6K6). Gene Ontology annotation, biological process: G protein-coupled receptor signaling pathway. Gene Ontology annotation, cellular component: membrane. Gene Ontology annotation, molecular function: G protein-coupled receptor activity; olfactory receptor activity. Lineage: Eukaryota; Metazoa; Chordata; Mammalia; Carnivora; Felidae. The record is from RefSeq and is a predicted model, not a curated record.
AUGACGGAGUUGGUGACCAGUGGGAAUUUGACUACGGUGACUGAGUUCCUCUUCUCUGUGUUCCCACGUCUGCCUGAUGGUGGCGUCCUCUUCUUCGUUCUUCUGCUUCUCACCUACGGAUUUAUCGUAACUGGGAACCUAAUGAUAUUCAUCGUCGUCCGGCUGGACAGGGCCCUGCACACCCCCAUGCAUUUCUUCAUCAGCGUCCUCUCUUUCCUGGAGAUCUGGUACCCCACGACCACCAUCCCCAAGAUGCCCUCCAGCCUGAUCAGUGAGCACAAGACCAUCUCUGUGGCUGGCUGCCUCCUACAGAUGUAUUUCUUCCACUCCCUGGGCAUCACAGAAGGCUGCGUCCUGACGGCCAUGGCCAUUGACAGGUACGUCGCCAUCUGCAGGCCUCUCCGGUACGCGACCAUCAUGACUCCCAGGCUGUGCACCCAGCUGGCCGCUGGGUCCUGCGUCUGUGGCUUCCUCCUUGUGCUUCCCGAGAUCGUGUGGCUUGCCACCCUGCCUUUCUGUGGCUCCAACCAGAUCCGGCAGAUAUUCUGCGACUUUACGCCCGUGCUGAGCUUGGCCUGCACGGACACGUCCCCGGCGGUCAUUGUGGACGCCAUCCAUGCAGGGGAGAUUGUGGCUUCCUUCCUGGCCAUCGCCCUAUCCUACAUCCGGAUCGUCGUGGUGAUUCUGGGGAUGCCCUGGGCCGAGGGCCGCCGCAAGGCCUUUUCUACCUGCGCCGCCCACCUGGCUGUGUUCUUGCUGUUUCUCGGCAGUGUCGCUGUCAUGUACCUGCGAUCCUCAGCCACCUACUCCGUAUUUUGGGACACAGCAAUUGCUAUCACUUUUGUCAUCCUUGCCCCCUUCCCGAACCCCGUUAUCUACAGCCAGAAAGAUGCUCUUGGAAGGCUUUUCUGCCGUCGGAAGAGGGCUAGCGGGGUCGGGGAUAGAUCUAGAGGCUGA